CUGGCUAAGCCAGUUGGGUUUUCUCUCUCUUUCUCUCUCUCUACAUUUUGGUUCUACCUUUCUUAAAGCAAACACAUACACACACACACACUCUCUCUCUAUCUAUGUUUUUCAGUUUGUGUCUUUACGUCUGUCAGUGCGAGAUUGACCAAGUCAACAAAUCAAAGAUCAUCAUCACAUAUGGCUCUGGACGAUUCUGAAUAUGUUCUUGACCUCACCCUUCCUGUGCGUGUUCGUGCUCCAGAUACAAAUGACCCAUUAAAGACAAAUUACAAAGAGACUGUAAUUAAACGUUACUGCAAAUUUCAAAUUGAUCGUUCACCUCAAGCCUCAUUAUCAACCUCAAGCUCAUCCUCAUCUGAUUAUCAUAUUGAAAAUCUACGCCGAAGGAAAGUGCAUAAAUGUGACUUUGAAGGAUGUGAAAAAGUGUACACCAAAAGUUCCCAUUUAAAAGCUCACAAAAGAACUCACACAGGCGAAAAGCCAUAUACAUGUAAUUGGGAAGGUUGUACAUGGAAGUUUGCUCGUUCAGAUGAAUUAACACGCCAUUAUCGAAAGCACACCGGACAAAAACCAUUCAAGUGUCAACUGUGUCAACGGUCUUUUUCACGCUCAGAUCAUCUAUCUCUUCAUAUGAAAAGACAUUAACUAAAUAUAUAUUUUAAUUUUAUUUAAGUUAAAUUCACAAUUCAACCAAUCAACAAAUAAAACCAACCUACAAAAAACAAAUCUCCAAAAAUCAACUAUUGCCACUGUAACAAACAUCAUCAAAUCUCUCUUUUUAAAUCACAAAUGCUAAAAAUUACAUUAUUGUAACAAUGUGUGGUUAAAAAAUGUUAUCGUUUACAUUAUUAUUAUUAUUAUUAAACACAAAUGAACAUCAUUUUACAUGAAAA
Molecule: messenger RNA, 896 nt
Organism: Tetranychus urticae (two-spotted spider mite)
Lineage: Eukaryota; Metazoa; Arthropoda; Arachnida; Trombidiformes; Tetranychidae
Product: Krueppel-like factor 3
Biological process (GO): regulation of transcription by RNA polymerase II
Molecular function (GO): RNA polymerase II cis-regulatory region sequence-specific DNA binding; DNA-binding transcription factor activity, RNA polymerase II-specific
Source: RefSeq, a predicted model, not a curated record